Lathyrus sativus (Indian pea) is the source of this 1140-nucleotide messenger RNA. Lineage: Eukaryota; Viridiplantae; Streptophyta; Magnoliopsida; Fabales; Fabaceae. The record is from the annotation of a GenBank genome assembly.
AUGGCUGGUGUUGUUGAAUCUGAUCCUAUUCCUCUUCUUACUCCAUACAAAAUGGGCAAAUUCAAUCUCUCUCACAGAGUUGUUUUGGCACCACUUACAAGACAGAGAUCAUACAAAAACGUUCCUCAACCUCAUGCUAUCCUCUAUUACUCUCAGAGAGCCAUUGGUUCUAAUGGAGGACUUCUCAUAACUGAAGCUACCGGUGUCUCUGACACUGCUCAAGGGUAUCCCGAUACGCCUGGUAUAUGGACUAAAGAGCAUGUUGAGGCUUGGAAACCUAUUGUGGAGGCUGUUCAUGCUAAAGGUGCUACCUUCUUUUGUCAAAUUUGGCAUGUUGGAAGAGUUUCUGAUUCUGUUUAUCAGCCAAAUGGGCAAGCACCAAUAUCAUCUACAGACAAGCCACUUACACCGCAAAUCCGAAGUAAUGGUAUUGAUGAAGUGAAAUUCACACCACCAAGGCGGCUAAGGACGGAUGAAAUUCCAGGCAUUGUCAAUGACUUCAGACUUGCUGCAAGAAACGCUAUUGAAGCCGGAUUUGAUGGGGUUGAACUCCAUGGUGCUCAUGGCUACUUACUUGAACAAUUCAUGAAAGAUAAAGUGAAUGAUAGAACAGAUGAAUAUGGUGGAUCCCUUGAGAACCGUUGUCGAUUUGCUUUGGAAGUUGUUGAAGCUGUAGCAAAUGAGAUAGGAGCAGAAAGAGUGGGAAUAAGAUUAUCACCUUUUGCAGAUUAUGCAGAAAGUGGAGACUCCAAUCCCAAAGAAUUAGGACUUUAUAUGGCUAAUGCCCUCAAUAAAUAUGGUAUUCUAUAUUGUCACGUGGUGGAACCAAGAAUGAAAACUGUUCAUGAAAUAAUUGAAUGCCCUCACACCCUUGUGCCAAUGAGGAAAGCCUUCAAGGGCACUUUCUUGGUUGCAGGAGGUUACACUCGACCUGAUGGGAUUAAGGCCAUAGCUGAAAACAGAGCAGACCUUGUUGUUUAUGGUCGUUGGUUCUUAGCUAAUCCAGAUUUGCCAAAGAGAUUUGCACUGGAUGCUCCUCUCAACAAGUAUAAUAGGGAGACAUUCUACAUUUCUGAUCCAGUUGUUGGUUAUACCGACUACCCUUUCUUGAAUGAAGAAACAAGUGCUGUAACAUCCUAG